Messenger RNA from Brassica oleracea var. oleracea, 846 nucleotides. RefSeq lists its product as uncharacterized. NCBI's taxonomy places the organism in Eukaryota, Viridiplantae, Streptophyta, Magnoliopsida, Brassicales, Brassicaceae. Bases 1 to 846 code for a protein of 281 amino acids. Gene Ontology annotation, molecular function: zinc ion binding. The record is from RefSeq and is a predicted model, not a curated record. The transcript has a single exon.
AUGCGAAAAGUUUUUGUUGUUGAUGGGACAUUUUUGAAGAGCAAAUACAAAGGGGUAUUACUUGUUGCGACAACUUUAGAUGGAAACUCCAACUUGUAUCCUAUUGCAUUUGCGGUUGUGGACUCAGAAAAUGAUCGUUCAUGGGAUUGGUUUUUCAGACAACUAAAGGUUGUUGUUCCGGAUGAGUGUGCUCUUGCUUUUGUGCCAGACAGAAAUAACUCACUUUGUAAGGCACUUGAGAAUGUGUAUCCUCUUUCUCAACAUGGAAUUUGUAUUCACCAUUUGUUAAAUAAUGUGGUCACACAUUACAGAGGAAAGGGAGUGGUUGGAUUGAUUGCAAAAGCUUCUAAACCUUAUAGAGCUGUUGAUUUUCAGAAGCGAUUCCAAGCUGUGUGCAAUAUUAGUCUAGCUAUUGGAAAAUAUUUAACAGAUGCAGAUGUUACAAAGUGGGCUCGCUGUCAGUUUCAAGGAUACAGGUACGACAUCAGGACGACAAACCCGGCUGAAUCAAUAAACCCUGCUUUGCACUCACCAAGAGAGUAUCCAGUCAUUCCUUUGUUGGAUAGCAUCAGAGAAAUGCUUACCCGUUGGUUCUACGAACGACGCACACGACGCAGGAAGCACACAGAACCAUUAACUAUUGCCAUCGAGAAAAAGAUAGAUAGACGGAUUAACAAGGGUAAACCGUUUCUUGUCCAGCCAGUUAACGAGCAUCCUUUUUUGGUUCGUGGAGAUACAAUCGACUUCCUGGUUGAUUUGGAUAGAAGAACCUGCUCAUGUGGAAAAUAUGACCUACUAAAAAUCCCAUGUAAAGACGCAAUCAAGACUGGUUUAACAGUUGGCUGA